This is a messenger RNA of Lynx canadensis (Canada lynx), 1964 nucleotides long. It is a transcript of the gene RBBP7, whose product is annotated as RB binding protein 7, chromatin remodeling factor. The transcript has 12 exons. The record is from RefSeq and is a predicted model, not a curated record. Gene Ontology annotation, molecular function: histone binding. Gene Ontology annotation, biological process: regulation of gene expression. NCBI's taxonomy places the organism in Eukaryota, Metazoa, Chordata, Mammalia, Carnivora, Felidae. Bases 308 to 1585 code for a protein of 425 amino acids. Gene Ontology annotation, cellular component: nucleus; NuRD complex; ESC/E(Z) complex.
ACUUUUCCCAGGGCGGAUGCGCCUGCGCUCAGCUGCCUGGGCGGGCUGGGAGGCGCGGGUUGAAAAGUCUCGUUCCAAGUUUGGAGAGAGAGAGAAGAGCGCCUCAGACCUCGGUACCCGCGAGCGGGGAGGAGGCAGGAGAGAAGGACGCAGCGUCUGGGGAGCACCCAGGCUGUAAGACGGAGCUCGCGCUUCGAGAGCUAGAAGUGGACGCGCCUGGGCGAGGCAGGAACGCCUGUGGUUGGGCUGCUGUUGGCUAGCGAGGGGAGUCCGAGGCGGCGGCGAGGGGCGAACGACCCGACGCAAGAUGGCGAGUAAAGAGAUGUUUGAAGAUACUGUGGAGGAGCGUGUCAUCAAUGAAGAAUAUAAAAUCUGGAAGAAGAAUACGCCGUUUCUGUAUGACCUGGUUAUGACCCAUGCUCUUCAGUGGCCGAGUCUUACCGUUCAGUGGCUUCCUGAAGUGACUAAACCGGAAGGAAAGGAUUAUGCCCUUCAUUGGCUAGUGCUGGGGACUCACACAUCUGAUGAGCAGAAUCAUCUUGUGGUUGCUCGAGUCCAUAUUCCGAACGAUGAUGCACAGUUUGAUGCUUCCCACUGUGACAGUGAAAAGGGUGAAUUUGGUGGCUUUGGUUCUGUAACAGGAAAAAUUGAAUGUGAAAUUAAAAUUAACCAUGAAGGAGAAGUAAACCGUGCUCGUUACAUGCCGCAGAAUCCUCACAUCAUUGCUACAAAAACACCAUCUUCUGAUGUGCUGGUUUUUGACUAUACAAAGCACCCUGCUAAGCCAGACCCAAGUGGAGAAUGUAAUCCCGAUCUUCGGUUAAGAGGCCACCAAAAGGAAGGCUAUGGUCUUUCCUGGAAUUCUAAUUUGAGUGGACAUCUCCUGAGUGCAUCAGACGACCAUACUGUCUGUCUGUGGGAUAUAAAUGCAGGACCAAAGGAAGGCAAGAUUGUGGACGCUAAAGCCAUCUUUACUGGCCACUCAGCUGUCGUAGAGGAUGUGGCCUGGCAUCUGCUACACGAGUCAUUAUUUGGAUCUGUUGCUGAUGAUCAGAAACUUAUGAUAUGGGACACCAGGUCCAAUACCACCUCCAAGCCGAGCCACCUCGUGGACGCUCACACUGCCGAGGUCAAUUGUCUGUCGUUCAAUCCCUACAGCGAGUUCAUUCUCGCAACUGGCUCUGCGGAUAAGACUGUAGCUUUAUGGGAUCUGCGUAAUUUAAAAUUAAAACUCCACACCUUUGAAUCUCAUAAAGAUGAAAUUUUCCAGGUCCACUGGUCUCCACAUAACGAAACUAUUCUGGCUUCAAGUGGUACUGAUCGCCGCCUGAACGUGUGGGAUUUAAGCAAAAUUGGAGAAGAACAAUCAGCAGAAGACGCAGAAGAUGGGCCUCCAGAACUCCUGUUUAUUCAUGGAGGACACACCGCCAAGAUAUCAGAUUUUAGUUGGAACCCCAAUGAACCUUGGGUCAUUUGCUCGGUGUCUGAGGAUAACAUCAUGCAGAUAUGGCAAAUGGCUGAAAAUAUUUACAAUGACGAAGAGUCAGAUGUCACAACAUCGGAACUGGAGGGGCAAGGAUCUUAAAACCCAAAGUACAAGAAACGUUUCUAUUGAAUGUAAUGCUACACGAAUGCUUGGUUUAUCAAGCGCCAAAAAGGCAUUGUAUAGUAGGACAUGUAAGUGGGAUGGCAUACGGCGUUCUUUACCUUCUGAUUCUAGCACUUUCAAGUGAGCUAUUGCGUACUGUAUCAUAUUGUAGCUUUUAGGGAAGAAAGUUAUGUUAAGAAAGAACAUCACCGUUUUAAAAUGCAAGUAGCAGGGUACUGCCUUUGAUUCAACUAUUUUAAGUCCUUGUUUUCUCAAACUAAGUGCUUGCUGUUCCCAGAUAUGCAAGAAUAACUUUUACACUUUUUCCCUCCAACACUUGUUGAUUGGCUUUGCAGAAAUAAAGUUUUAAAAUAAA